Molecule: messenger RNA, 1179 nt
Organism: Trichomonas vaginalis G3
Lineage: Eukaryota; Parabasalia; Trichomonadida; Trichomonadidae
Exons: 1
Coding region: 1-1179 (392 amino acids)
Source: RefSeq, a predicted model, not a curated record
AUGAUAGUUAAUAGAUUUGCUGACUUAACAGAUUCAUCAAACGAAAAUACUUCAAUUUUAGGACAGUCAACGACUUACAUACCUGAUGAAGUUUCUGGCGCUGAAAAGAUUGUUCAUUCUUUAAAUGAACUUCAAACUAAUCAAAAUUAUACGCUAAAUGAUAUAGUUAGCAAGCUAAUUCAAGUAAAAAUCGAAGUUGAAGGAGAUUUAAGUCUUAUAUACAAAUUUCCGUCCAUAAAAGAUUAUAAUGAAGAUAAAUACAAGAUUUUCCUCAAUGACAGAUUAAUUUGCUUUAAAUAUUUUAAGGAUAAUGAUGUUGUUCAUGCCAUUUCUGAUCUAAUUUCUACAAUAGAACCAUUAGAAAUCACUCCAUUAAUAGAAAAUUGUAUAAACAACGAAAAACACGACCAAACAUAUAUUGCAACGCUUUUCUUACUAUGUAUGAUUGUCAAACUACGCCCAGAUUUGAUUACACCGAAAACAUUUAACAUAGAAAAUGAGAAAUUUUUAGAAUCGAUGCCACUAAUUACAUGGAUUAUUAGUUGUUCAUUACAGAGUGACAAGAUUGCACAUCUUGAUCCUUUAGUUAGCCAUCAAAUUAUUGACAUUUUUUUAAAUAAUAGUAUUUUAUCAAAAGAUUCUAAAUAUGAUGAUGUAGCAAUAUGUGCAGCACAUUUAAUAGCUCAAUCUUACUACAAACAGAACGUUUAUCGAAUUACAAGUUCUCAUUUUGCCCAACUUACUGAAAUUUCACUUCGUCAGACAACUCCUCGCGACUGCUAUGUCGCAAAUGUACUUCUUACUACUAUGCGCUCACUAUCUGUCAGCGACAAGAAGCUGUUGGCCGCACAACUCCUUGAAGUUUUCCCUGACACACAUCUUUCCGUCAUUGAUAUCUUCAAAUACGAGGCAACACGAAAGACAAGCGCCACAUUUGUUGACGGAUGGGUGGAAGCACAUGCAACUCACAGGGAGGCAUCAAUGAAAUACCUUUGCGCUGUUGCUGGACAAGUUCCCGAAAGAAUUAUUUGUAAAUUCCCUAAAAAAGAUCUAAGAAAUGGAUCGAAUAUAGUUAGAUUGGCUCUUGUUAAUGUAGAACUGAAGAAUACAUCAACGAGAGUUUGCACAAUCUGCUUUUUCCUUUUGAUUAUUUAUUGGUUUUAUAAGAAACAUCAAUAG